GUGGCCAGACUUACAGAGAGAAUGAAGGAGAGGAGAAAUAAAGAGAUUCAGAUCAUCAGGUGUGAGACAUGGCGCUGAGAGCCGCUCUGCUGAAGAGUAUCUGGUACGCCUUCACGUCCCUGGACACCGAAGACAGCGGCAAAGUGUCCAAAUCACAGCUCAAGGUUCUGUCUCAUAACCUCCACAGUGUUUUGAGGAUUCCUCACGACCCUGCGGCGCUCGAGAGACACUUCAGCGAUGAUGACGACGGUCCUGUAUCCAGUCAGGGGUACAUGCCCUACCUGAAUCAGUUCAUUCUGGACAAGGUGAUCGAGGGGACCUUUGUUAAGGAGGAAGUUGACGAGCUGUGCUGGACUCUCUGCUCUAAGAAGAACUACCGUCCCGAUGCGCAGCGCGUUCUGUCCAAUCAGGACUCCAUGCGGCUCUGGUGUCUCUUUAACUUCCUGGCGGACGACAGAUAUCCUCUCACACUCGUGCCGGAGGAGGCGGAGUAUCUGCUGAGGAAGGUCAGCAGUGUGAUGCCGGUGGAGCUGACCUGUGUGGAGCUGGAGGAGUUCCUGUCGCAGGACGCUGUACAGAAGGACGGUCUGAGCGUCUGGAGCUUCCUGGACGUGGUCAACACGGCCGCCGUCAGCCGAGGACUGGAUGGAGACAGCAUCCGUGUGGCUGUGGAGAAGGUCUACAGGGAGAUGGUGGGGAACGUGCUGAAGGAGGGCUAUCUGUGGAAGAAGGGUCACCUGCGCAGGAACUGGACGGAGCGCUGGUUCUGUCUGAAGCCCGGCUCGCUCUCGUACUACAUCAGCGAGGACUGCAGGGACUGUAAGGGUGUGAUCGAGGUGGACCAGAACUGCUGCGUGGAGGUGCUGACGGACCGAGACGGGAAGAGAUGCAUGUUCUGUGUCAAGACGCUCAACAAAACCUUCGAGAUCAGCGCGCCAGACUCCAGACAGAGACAGGAGUGGAUCACCGCGCUCCAGACGGCUCUGCGUCUCUCCGCUGAAGGCCGGGUCUCGCUGCACGAGGAGCUGAAGGAGCGGCGGAGGGAGCUGCGAGAGGAGCGGGAGAGGAGGCGUGCGCUGCGGGCGGAGGAGACGCGGAGGCUGACGGAGCUGCAGGGGGAGCGUGAGGAGCAGCUGGCGGAGCUGGAGCUCCUGAAGGAGGCGCAGAGACAGGCCCAGGCCUCGCUGCAGCACGAGGAGCAGAGGAGACGCAGUCAGCACGAGGAGCUGCAGAAGACCCUGCAGAGACAGCUACAGGAGGCACAGGAGGCGCGGGCGAAUCUACGUGCAGAGGUGGCGGUUCGUGAUCUGGAGGCCGAACACCAGCAGCGGAGAAUCAGAGAGCUGGAAGAUCUUCAUCACAGACUACAGGAAGCUCUCGAGCAACAGAUCAGAGCGAGACAGGAAGAGGAGACCUACAGAUACACACAGACCAGGCUGCUGGCGGAGGAGGAGGAGAAGGUGAAGUCUCUGCUGGCGCUGCAGGAGGACCAGGAGGAGCAGCUCCAGCAGACCCAGCGUGAGAAACAGGAGCUCCUGCAGGAGAUGGAGAAAAAGUCGCAGGCUCUGGAUGAGGCCCAGCAACAGCUGGACAAAGUGCGAGCCAGCCGACGCAGAGUGGACCAGGACAUCGCGGCCGCGCAGCGCAAACUCCGACAGGCCAGCACAAGCGUCAAACACUGGAACGUGCAGAUGAACCGCCUGAUGCACCCCAUCGGCCCUGGAGACAGGAGAGGGUCUUCUAGUAAUCUUCUCGCUCCUCCGGUCCGCAUCCCCUCGGUCAGCGAGAGCGAAUCCAGACCUCCACAGAAACAGAACAGCCUCCACUGUGAGAACAUGGACUGCGGUGACAACGAAAACAAAGAGCCGACUGACGCUGAAGCUGUAUAAACCUGACAGAAAUUAGCACAACUGACAUAGCACUUCAUAAACUUGAAGAAAUUGUUCAGUCUAUAGUGAAAAUGUGCUGAAAAUGUGUUCAACCCUCAGGCCGUCCAAGAUUUGUUUCCUCUUCAGAUGU
Molecule: messenger RNA, 2019 nt
Organism: Carassius auratus (goldfish)
Lineage: Eukaryota; Metazoa; Chordata; Actinopteri; Cypriniformes; Cyprinidae
Gene: def6b
Product: DEF6 guanine nucleotide exchange factor b
Exons: 11
Coding region: 69-1889 (606 amino acids)
Cellular component (GO): cytoplasm; nucleus
Source: RefSeq, a predicted model, not a curated record